AUGGCUGAGAGGGCCCAGCAGCAGAGCUCUGUUGAGUCUCGGGACAACAUCUCCCUGAGCUCUACUGGCUCAACGAGACCAACAUCUCCAGUGCAGGCAACACUCAUUUGGGAAUUGACAGCUCAUGGUUCUGUACAUUGUGAAAAAAGCACUGCCGGGGAAGCCAUCUGUAUCAUUCUUUCCACAAAUUCACUGAACCUCCAACCCUCGAGACCUGUACUGGAUUGGACUCAAUCAAUCCAUACAGCUCUUGCAGAUAGCCGGCCGAUAAUGCCUUUUCAGCAAAUGUAUAAACCUCUUAGUCAGGAAGAGGUGGCCUACAUCUGGAAGAGGCUGGAAGAAUAUACAAGACAACUGAGCCACAAUUCAAGAGAGCCAUGCAACCCGCUUGGGCUGCAGGCCAGGAAAACUGUGGAAAGCAGCAGUGACAACAUUAGGAAUGCGCAUGUAGAGAGAUUGCUAUGGUGA
Blastomyces gilchristii SLH14081 is the source of this 468-nucleotide messenger RNA. RefSeq lists its product as uncharacterized. The transcript has 2 exons. Bases 1 to 468 code for a protein of 155 amino acids. The record is from RefSeq and is a predicted model, not a curated record. Lineage: Eukaryota; Fungi; Ascomycota; Eurotiomycetes; Onygenales; Ajellomycetaceae.